Owenia fusiformis is the source of this 1515-nucleotide messenger RNA. Lineage: Eukaryota; Metazoa; Annelida; Polychaeta; Sabellida; Oweniidae. The record is from the annotation of a GenBank genome assembly.
GUGGGACCAACGGAGAGUAGUUUUUGUUCGCGUCAUUGAUAUGCUAUUACCCGAGCAGAUGAGAUCAAAAUAAAUAGUCAUCUGGCACUGAAUCAUCUCGAGCAAUUGACACCUUUAUGCGAAUACUACUAUAAAAGACCAAGUUAUGAUAUUCUCGAACCACAAUCAGCUGAAACCUGGACUGACAACCAAAAGAAGAAACAUUAGAAACGAUCAAAAGAGAUCUCAGAAACGAAGAUGAUGAGUCGCAAAUAUAACAUCGUGAUGCUUGGCGCUGGAGGUGUGGGCAAAUCGGCACUAGUGCGCCAAUUUCUCUACGGCAAAUGGCAUCAACAGUACAAACCUACCGUGGAACAAUACUACAGGCACCUUAUGCGCUUUACACCGAAAAUUUGCCAUCCCAUCGAGAUUUUGGACACAGCUGGCAACUACCAAUUUCCAGCUAUGCGAGAACUUGCUAUUCGUUCAGGACUUGCAUUUAUGGUCGUAUUUGCUGUCGACGAUGAAGACUCCCUCAAAACAGCAAUCAGACUUCGCAAUGAGAUCGUCGAUAUAAAAGGCGAUCAAGAGGUUCCGGUUGUACUCGUUGGAAAUAAAGCUGAUGUUCCAGAGAGAAAGGUUAGCGCUGUAUCUGCCAAGAGAUGCGCUCGAUUACAUUUCAAUCAUAAUUACAUCGAGACGAGUGCCAAAUACAAUAUCAAUAUAGAGGAGCUUUUCACUGACAUUUCUAAAGAACAAUUGAACAUUGAAAUCCCUGCAAAGGCCAUGAAGGGGGUUGGGAAGGAACGCAACGUCAAGACAAUAUUUCAAAGGAUCUUAAAACGAAACGCUAUCCACAAGAACAAUGAAGAUAAACAAUUGAAGACUUUAAGUCGCCGUUGUAGCUCGGAAUCUAGCAAUACAUUUCCCUCGCAGCCGACAAAAUCAGACGGGCUAUUCAUGAGACUCUCGAGAACAAUGCUCUCGUCUUUCGGCAUUCUAAAGCGGCGAAAACCACGUCAAAUCGAACAGGAGACUGGCAACGAUAGCUUAAGUGCCCAUGGAUCAUCUGAAAUGCACAUGGGCAGAAGUGAAGAUACAUUAGCGAGUGUCGAUGACACUCGAAUAAAAUACGAACUGGUCGUACCAAAAGCAAAUGUUACAAGAUCGCAGUCCAUCCCUAAAAGCACAAGGUACUUCGAAGACUCUCCGUUUUUGGUCCAGCAAUCAUUCAAUGACAUUAAUCAGCCUUCCGUUCGGUCAAUGCUCACUGACGCUGAUCAAAAGCGAGUUAGAUGUUACAACUUACCUAGGACGCAACCCACAUUUAGUGAAAUGUGGGAGUGUGCAGAAGUACAGUUUGCCGAUACAGAAAGGAAAUUGUGAUUUUGAAAAUGUGCAGUUUCUUUGAAAAUGUGCAGUUUCUCAGUAAUAUCAAAUAACGCACAAGGUAGACCAACAGUCUAUUUUAAGUAUGAUCUUCCAUUUUCGAUUGUUGAUGCAAAAGACAUGAAAAGUACCAUCAAAUAUAAGAUG